AUGGCAAACCAGACUAAUGUAAAGGAAUUUAUUAUUUUGGGAUUCUCCAGUAUUCCAGUACAUCAGAAAUUUUUGUAUGUGUUUUUCUUGAUAAUAUACAUCACUACACUCACUGUAAAUAUAUCUCUUAUCAUCAUAAUUCGGUUUGGUAAACAACUCCAUAAACCCAUGUAUUUUCUACUUGGAAAUUUAUCCUUUUUGGAAUUAGGUUAUAUUUCAGUAACAGUUCCUAAAAUUAUAAUUGACAUCCCAAGAAGGAGAAAAAGUAUUUCCUUUUCUGGUUGCAUGACCCAGCUUUUCUUCUUUACUUUUCUUGGUGCCACUGAGACCAUCCUUCUUGCAGUAAUGUCCUUUGAUCGAUUUUUGGCGGUAUGUUACCCCCUACGCUACACAAGCAUCAUGAGCCAUAAGGUCUGUUUUAUGCUAGCAGCUUUAUCCUGGAUCUUUGGCUUCCUGACAACUUCGUUUCCAAUUAUCAAAAUAUCACAGUUACAUUUUUGCAGUGCCAAUGUUAUCAACCAUUUCUUCUGUGAAUCUGCUCCUUUGCUGAAACUGUCUUGCUCUGACCCUUAUUUUAAGGAACUGACAGUUAUAAUCUGUGCAUCAUCUGUCAUCCUCACCUCAGUCCUUCUUACUAUGAUGUCCUAUGGUUAUAUCCUUCAAACAAUUCUUAGAAUCCCAUCCGCUAAAGGAAAGCGGAAAGCAGCUUCUACAUGUGCUUCGCACCUCAUAGUGGUUACGACUUUCUAUUCCACAAUGUUUGCAAUGUACAUUAAGCCCACUGCUAGCCAAGGAUCACUAAACAAAGUGAUGGCAUUGUUCUACGCUGUCUUCACCCCACUUGUCAACCCAUUUAUCUAUAGUUUACGUAACAAGGAAGUUAAAGAAGCUCUUGUACUAUUUUUAAAGAAGAGAAGGCUUUAA
This is a messenger RNA of Bufo bufo (common toad), 924 nucleotides long. Its product is annotated as olfactory receptor 6B1-like. NCBI's taxonomy places the organism in Eukaryota, Metazoa, Chordata, Amphibia, Anura, Bufonidae. The record is from RefSeq and is a predicted model, not a curated record. The transcript has a single exon. Gene Ontology annotation, cellular component: membrane. Gene Ontology annotation, molecular function: olfactory receptor activity; G protein-coupled receptor activity. Bases 1 to 924 code for a protein of 307 amino acids. Gene Ontology annotation, biological process: G protein-coupled receptor signaling pathway.